Messenger RNA from Populus trichocarpa (black cottonwood), 1803 nucleotides. RefSeq names its product anthocyanidin 3-O-glucosyltransferase 2. NCBI's taxonomy places the organism in Eukaryota, Viridiplantae, Streptophyta, Magnoliopsida, Malpighiales, Salicaceae. The transcript has 3 exons. Gene Ontology annotation, molecular function: UDP-glycosyltransferase activity. Bases 16 to 1581 code for a protein of 521 amino acids. The record is from RefSeq and is a predicted model, not a curated record.
GUGGAAACAGAACAGAUGGUUCUUGAUGGAGCGACCUUUCUAUCGUCUUUAACGGCUGUUUCGCAAUUGCAGUGUUUGGACUUGGCUCAAGAACUGCACGCCUUUGUAAUUAAGAAUCUAGCAGUAUUACCAGUGAUGAUGCUGAAUGCAGUAAUUGUAACAUAUUCAGGUGUUGGUCACCUUGUACCGGCAGUUGAGAUUGCAAAACUCAUGGUUAAACGUGAUGACAGACUCUCCAUAACUGUUCUUGUCAUGAAACGCCCACCAUUAGACACCAAGAUAAACAAGUACAUUGAAUCAGUCUCUGCUUCAAUAUCUGAUCAUAUCCAAUUCGUUGACCUCCCUAAUGAUGAGAAAACGAGUUCUGGCAUCAACUUCCUUAGUUCAUUCAUCGAGAGCCAGAAACCCCACGUUAAAAAUGCUGUCUUCAAGCUUGUUCAGUCUGAAUCAAGCUCCGAGUCACCUCAACUUGCUGGAUUUGUUGUUGGCAUGUUCUGUACAACAAUGAUAGACGUGGCAAACGAAUUUGGUGUUCCUUCAUAUGUUUUCUUUGCUUCAAGUGCCGCUGCUCUCAGUCUUAUGCUUUAUAUGCAGGCUCUAAAUGAUGAGAAGAAUGUGGACACCACCGAGUUUAAGGACUCAGAUGCUGAGUUCAUGUUACCAGGCAUCGUUAACCCGGUUCCUGCAAAGGUUUUGCCUUCUGUAGUGUUUAAUAAAGACUGGCAUCCUAUUUACUUCGGAAAUGCAAGAAGGUUUAAAGAAGCAGAAGGUAUUAUGGUAAAUACAUAUGUGGAGCUUGAAUCCCCAGUAAUCAACGCCUUCUCCGAUGGUAAAACCCCUCCUUUGUAUCCUAUUGGUCCUAUUUUAAAUCUUAAAGGCGAUGGUCAUGAUGUGGGUUCAGCCGAGACCAAUAAAAAUAAGGACAUCAUGGAAUGGCUUGAUGAUCAACCUCCAUCAUCAGUGGUUUUCCUGUGCUUUGGGAGCAUGGGAAGCUUUAGUGAGGAACAAUUAAAAGAGAUUGCAAGUGCAUUGGAGCAAAGCGGGUAUAGGUUCUUGUGGUCCGUGCGCCAACCUCCACCAAAGGGUAAGAUGGGAUUCCCAACUGAUUAUGCAAAUCCAGAGGAAGCUGUGCCCACAGGAUUCCUAGAUCGUACGGCUGGGAUUGGGAAGGUUAUUGGUUGGGCUCCUCAAGUGGCCAUUUUAGCUCAUCCAGCUAUCGGAGGGUUUGUAUCACAUUGUGGUUGGAAUUCUAUACUAGAGAGCUUAUGGUUUGGUGUUCCAAUUGCUGCAUGGCCAUUGUUUUCAGAGCAACAACUAAAUGCCUUCGAGAUGAUGAUUGAACUGGGAUUAGCAGCAGAGAUUAAAAUGGAUUAUAGGAAGGAUUUUAGAGCUGAAAACGAAGUGAUUGUGAGUGCUGAUAUUAUAGAGAAAGGAAUAAUGUCUGUUAUGGAGCAGGAUAGCGAAGUCAGGAAGAAGGUGAAAGCCAUAAGUGAAAUGGGCAAGAAGGCGUUGCUGGAUGGUGGAUCUUCGCACUCAAUCCUCGGUCGUUUAAUUGAAGAUAUGAUGAACAAUUUGAAAUGAAGCAACAAAAACAGUUUGGACAAAUACCCAACUUUAUAUUCAUUCCAAAAGAAGUGGGAGCUCAUGGUUUGCCAGAUUCUGUGAAAACUGGCCGGCUAAUUUGACCAAAAGUUGUAAUAUUUUUCAAGAGAGUCCCAUGACUUUUCUUUCUUUAAAAGCUACUGAAAAAAGUGCCCUUUGCUGGACUAAAUAAUUAUAGAAGAACUUUCUUGGUCAGCAUUA